Ananas comosus (pineapple) is the source of this 2306-nucleotide messenger RNA. RefSeq names its product carotene epsilon-monooxygenase, chloroplastic. Gene Ontology annotation, cellular component: chloroplast. Gene Ontology annotation, molecular function: heme binding; iron ion binding. Bases 110 to 1813 code for a protein of 567 amino acids. Gene Ontology annotation, biological process: carotenoid biosynthetic process. NCBI's taxonomy places the organism in Eukaryota, Viridiplantae, Streptophyta, Magnoliopsida, Poales, Bromeliaceae. The transcript has 10 exons. The record is from RefSeq and is a predicted model, not a curated record.
CCCCGCCUAAUCCGUUAUACGCUCCUUCAUCGGACUCCCACACCUCUUCUCCAUAUAUUGAUGAUGUAUCCCUCCAUUUAAGGAAGAGGAGGAGCGUCGGCGAAUCGCCAUGGCGUCGUCCACCAUUUCCUCCUCUUUGCUCUCGCCCCCUCUCCUCCCUCCCUUCCCAAUUCCGCCAUCCUCUCGCCCUCGCCUCCGCCGACUCCCUACAAAAACCCUAACUCCGAUCAUCUCCUCCUCCCACGGCGGCGGCGGCGGAGGAGGAGGAGGAGGAGGUGGAGGUGGAGGUGGAGGUUCGUGGGUGAGCCCCGAUUGGCUCACCUCGCUGUCCCGCGCCCUCUCCCUGUCGAGCGACGACUCCGGCAUUCCGAUCGCCAACGCCAAGCUCGACGACGUCUCCGACCUCCUCGGCGGCGCCCUCUUCCUCCCCCUGUUCAAGUGGAUGCGCGACUACGGCCCCGUAUACCGCCUCUCGGCGGGGCCCCGCAACUUCGUCGUCGUCAGCGACCCAGCCGUUGCCAAGCACGUGCUCAGGAACUACGGCAAGUACGCCAAGGGGCUCGUCUCCGAGGUCUCCGAGUUCUUGUUCGGCUCCGGAUUCGCCAUCGCCGAAGGCCCGCUUUGGACGGUGAGACGCAGAGCAGUUGCCCCAUCUCUUCAUAAGAAAUAUCUGUCUGUGAUGGUUGAUAGGGUUUUCUGCAAAUGUGCCCAAAGAUUAGUGGAAAAACUUGAGAAGUCUGCUGUGAAUGGCGAUGCAGUAAAUAUGGAAGAGAAAUUUUCUCAGUUAACUUUAGAUGUGAUUGGUUUGUCUUUAUUCAACUACAAUUUUGACUCCCUUACAUCGGAUAGUCCAGUUAUUGAUGCAGUUUACACUGCACUGAAAGAGGCCGAAGCUCGUUCUACAGAUAUUUUACCAUAUUGGAAGAUUGACUUUCUUUGCAAGAUUGUACCUAGGCAAAUAAAAGCACAGAGAGCAGUAAGCAUAAUCAGGAAGGCUGUUGAAGAGCUUAUUGUAAAGUGCAAAGAGAUUGUAGAGUCAGAAAAUGAACAGAUUGAGGGAGAAGAAUAUGUAAAUGAGACCGAUCCUAGCAUUCUUCGUUUUCUGCUAGCUAGCCGUGAAGAGGUUACUAGUGUGCAAUUGCGAGAUGAUCUUUUGUCCAUGUUGGUUGCUGGUCAUGAAACAACUGGCUCUGUAUUAACAUGGACACUCUAUCUUUUAAGUAAGAAUCCAGCAGCUUUAACAAGAGUCCAAGAGGAGGUUGACAAUGUGCUCCAAGAUAGACUUCCUAGAUAUGAAGAUGUCAAAGAGCUGAAGUACUUAAUGCGCUGCAUAAAUGAAUCAAUGCGCCUUUACCCACAUCCUCCAGUGUUAAUAAGGCGAGCUCAGGUUGCUGAUGUGCUUCCUGGAGACUAUAAGGUCAAUGCUGGUCAAGAUAUAAUGAUCUCUGUGUACAAUAUACACCGCUCACCUCAGGUCUGGGAUAGAGCAGAAGAAUUUGUUCCUGAAAGGUUUGACUUAGAAGGACCAGUUCCAAACGAGACCAACACAGAUUUCAGAUUUAUUCCUUUCAGUGGAGGACCUCGUAAAUGUGUGGGGGACCAGUUUGCUUUGCUAGAAGCAAUUGUAGCACUGGCAGUUUUCCUGCAGAAUAUGGAUUUUGAACUGGUCGCUGAUCAAAAGAUCAACAUGACAACUGGGGCUACAAUUCAUACCACUGAUGGCUUGUUUAUGAGAUUAAGUCCACGGAAAGUUCGGCAUGGGCAUGCUUUAGCAUUCAGUGAGCGGAAUAAUAGAAUAUCUGCCAAUUUUUAAGCAAUUGAAUCGAGAAUUGAUUUAAUUAUGCCAUCAUGCCAUCAAGCCAUCAAGCCAUCAAGGGGAGCUCAGAUAAUUAAAUUCCCAUUACUGCAAGAGUUCAGGGGUAAGAAAAGUCGCGCCAUCACGGGCAAUAAGAUAUGCUCGGAGAAACAUAUUCUUUUUUUUCCUUGUGAGGAGCAUCUUUCUUAUCUCAAUUUGCUGAUACGGCACUGAUCAACUUCUAUAUUCCAUAUUUGAUGAUUGAUGAAUUAUUUCCUCUUCUUCAGUGAAUCAAGUUAAUUGGAUUAAAGCACAGUAAGAUACAAAAUAAAAAAGGGCAUAGAAGUAUGCUAAGUGGUUGGUGUGAAGUUCUAAGAAUAGUUACUGAGGAAACUGAUGGUUCAAGUAUCAUUAUAAGAAAUUUUCAGCUAGUCUCCUUAGCUGUAUUGGGUGAUAUAAAUGGAUUGAAACUUUAGAAUUUAUAUACAAAUUAUACUAUUCCAGCUACUUA